Molecule: messenger RNA, 2272 nt
Organism: Esox lucius (northern pike)
Lineage: Eukaryota; Metazoa; Chordata; Actinopteri; Esociformes; Esocidae
Gene: ngly2
Exons: 12
Coding region: 141-2177 (678 amino acids)
Molecular function (GO): oxidoreductase activity, acting on paired donors, with incorporation or reduction of molecular oxygen, reduced ascorbate as one donor, and incorporation of one atom of oxygen
Source: RefSeq, a predicted model, not a curated record
UUAAUUAAAAGAGAAGUACUUUGGAGGAAGUGCUCGUUCCUCAAGCGUUUAGUUAUUUGUGGUUUCAAUAUGCAUACUUAGCAUUAACACAAGUUAUUGAUUUUUAAAUCUAGCUUUUUACUAGCAAACUACGACCUUGUAUGAGGAACAUGUUUUUAUCACUAACUCUGGUGCUGUGCUUUAUUACAGACCAUUUAAUUCAAAUUGAUGGAGUUAGAGUGAAUUCUCAUAAUUUAAUUUACGACGAGCGUUUAUUCCCACUACCUACAUUUGGGCAAAGUACCAUCGAAUUUAAAUCUAAAAGAAUUCAACAAAUCACUGGGUUGGAGCCAGGUGACACUGCGCCUGCUUUCAGUGUGCCAAUAUUGGAUGGAGAAUUCGUUUACCCGCCACUUACCGGGUUGAAAGGACCAGUGUUAAUUCAUGCUUUUACCAAUAAGUCAGCCUUUUUGGAGUGUUUGUGGAACUCCGAGUCGUCAUUAACCGACUUGGUCCAAGAUCUGCCAGAGAAUACUCAAGUCCUCUUCGUAUCUUUUGAUGACAGCUCUGUCGGUGAUGCCCUGUGGAUGAGAGAUCAAGUCCAUCGUACGGCAUUGCACAGAAAGAAAGAGGUUUUGUCCAGAUUGCACUUCUCCCCUGUUCCUGUAUUUAGCCUGGGAAACUGGAUUCCCAGUGUGCUGUACUCUUGGGCCUGUUCAGGACACAACUGUGGCCUCUCUCAGGCAGUUUUUACUUCUACAGGGUGGAAAAUGCCAGUGAUUAUCAAGAGACUGGAUGCGCGAUAUGAUUGGCUUAUGGGGCACUGGAGUCAGAGGAAAUAUCAGCUGAUAGAUGCAGGAGAUGCAUGUACGCCCAACUCCUCUGUUGCAGAUGCUGUUGCCUGGGUGUCCGAAGGCAGUUGCUCCUUUUUCACCAAGGUGAAGAACAUGGCCCAGUCUAAAGCUACAGGUGUCCUUGUACACACACUUCCUGGAAACCCGAUCCAGGAUAUGAACUGUGUGGGGGAUGAGUGCUAUACACCACUGGGUAUCCCGGCUGCCAUGGUCCACAGUGAGCCCUCCGUGACACAGGCCCUGCAUUUUAUUAUUCGUAGAUAUGGGCAGCAGGUGAACGUGUCUUUUCAGAGUACCCCCUAUCCAAACUUCUUCAUUGGGAUUGACCAGCAGGGGGCCCUGUCUGAGAUGGGCUGGUUCCUCUACCCCUCCUUCAAAUUUCUCAACUGGCAGGCCCAGUGGUUUGAUUUCUCAGAGAGGCUUCAAACAAGACUCCGUGACCCAGCCUUGGUGGUCCCAGUGUUUGAGAAGGUCCAGAUGCAAGGCCAGAUUGGAGCAGUUGCCACUGUGGACCUGCCUACUGACAUUUUAGGUUUUGACAUUCUCGAGCUGGACGCGUCCCUGUCCUGUCCUAGCCGGAGAGACGACUCCUGCCCCCCCUGGGACCACACUGUGCAGCUGUUUGUGUGCUGCGAUCCUUUAAGUCCCUUCUGCAACAUGGAGCUGGGGCGCUGGAUUACAGCGUUCCGCAGAGGCAUUGGGCACUGGCUCACGGAUGUUUCUCCUUUAAGGCCCCUGUUUAACAAUGAGAGAUGUACUUUCACCAUGAAGACUGUUCCUUGGGCCAUGCCCUGGGUGGUGUCUCUCAGUCUGAGAUUCACCAAUAGCAGAGCCAACCUCUCAGACUCCCUUUAUCCCUUUACACUGAUGUCGUUGUACAAUGGGGGCACCUUUGACAAAGAGUACAACAAAAGAUAUGAACCAAUCAAAUUCACUGUCCCAGCAUCAACGAAAAAAGUGGAGUUGUAUGCAGUGAUCACUGGCCACGGGAGUGACAACAACGGUUGUGGCGAGUUCUGCGUGACUUCGCACCACUUCCUUGUCAAUGGAGCUUUCAAUAACACCCGUGUAUUUGACUCGGCAGGGUCAGCCCUGGGGUGUGCCAUGCAAGUGGGAGAGGGGGCAGUGCCCAACGAGCAUGGCACCUGGCUGUAUGGGCGUGGUGGCUGGUGUGAUGGGCUCCAGGUCAACCCCUGGCGGGUGGACAUCACCACACAGGUGGACAUGAGUGGAAUUGAAGCCAAUACUCUUCUCUACUUUGGCCUUUACAAUGGACAGGACCCCAAUCCAUGUCAGGACCCUGGAUAUAUUGUCAUGUUCUCUUAUCUUGUGUUCUACAAGUAAAGUCUCCCAGAUUUUCGAAAAUGUGAAUGAUAAAGACUGAUAAAUGCAAAUGGAAACCAAUCAUGAUAAAAUCUACAUAAAAACAAAUCUGACAA